AUGCCUUCCGAAGCUGGCCACAGAUUAUACGUGAAGGGUCGCCACCUGAGCUACCAGCGUAGUCGGCGCACCGUUCACUCGAAGACCAGCCUGGUCAAGAUCGAGGGCGUUGAUGACCAGUCUGCUGCCAACUUCUACCUUGGCAAGAAGGUCGCCUAUGUCUACAAGGCUCAGACUGAGAAGCGGGGGACCAAGUUCCGGGUCAUCUGGGGCAAAGUGACCAGGCCACAUGGCAACUCCGGUGUCGUUCGUGCCAAGUUUGUCACCCCCCUUCCGGCACGGUCUUUCGGUGCUUCGGUCCGCAUCAUGCUCUACCCCUCGUCGAUAUAA
This is a messenger RNA of Grosmannia clavigera kw1407, 330 nucleotides long. RefSeq names its product 60S ribosomal protein l33. NCBI's taxonomy places the organism in Eukaryota, Fungi, Ascomycota, Sordariomycetes, Ophiostomatales, Ophiostomataceae. Bases 1 to 330 code for a protein of 109 amino acids. The record is from RefSeq and is a predicted model, not a curated record. Gene Ontology annotation, molecular function: structural constituent of ribosome. Gene Ontology annotation, cellular component: cytosolic large ribosomal subunit; ribosome. The transcript has 5 exons. Gene Ontology annotation, biological process: cytoplasmic translation; ribosomal large subunit biogenesis.